Aureobasidium melanogenum CBS 110374 is the source of this 2511-nucleotide messenger RNA. Its product is annotated as alpha glucuronidase. NCBI's taxonomy places the organism in Eukaryota, Fungi, Ascomycota, Dothideomycetes, Dothideales, Saccotheciaceae. Gene Ontology annotation, molecular function: alpha-glucuronidase activity. The record is from RefSeq and is a predicted model, not a curated record. Bases 1 to 2511 code for a protein of 836 amino acids. Gene Ontology annotation, cellular component: extracellular region. The transcript has a single exon. Gene Ontology annotation, biological process: xylan catabolic process.
AUGCAACUUUUCACAUUCUUCGCAAUCUUCGGACUUGCUCUUGCGGAGACUGGCAUUGACGGCUGGUUGCGAUAUGCUCCAUUACCGUCUUCAAUAUCGUGGCCGUCAGUGCCGAAACACAUUGUCGUCCUAAAUACUACCAAAACAAGUCCUGUUUACACGGCAGGCCUAGAGUUGCAGCGUGGUAUCCAGAGCAUCCUUGGUCAGGACUGCCAUCUUUCGAACGGCAAGCCUGACGAAUCUAUCAUUGUUGGCACGCUUGACGCAUACGUGGCUACCUACGGCAACCUCACUCAAGCUGUGGACCUCAAGGAGGAUGGAUACUGGCUGAGCACGGAAAACAAUGUCGUCCAGAUCAUUGGUCAGAACGAAAGAGGCGCACUCUAUGGAGCGGUUGAGUACUUGUCAAUGCUGGCACAAGCGAAUUUCUCCUCUGUUGCAUAUGCAUCCAACCCAGACGCACCCAUCCGAUGGGUCAACCAGUGGGACAAUCUAGACGGCAGCAUUGAGCGUGGAUACGGCGGUGCCUCGAUCUUCUUUGCAAAUGGCACGAUUGUCAACGAUCUGACUCGCGUGGCUGAGUAUGCGCGUCUACUUGCCUCAGUCGGCAUCAAUGCCAUUGUCAUCAACAACGUCAACGCCAACGCAUCUAUUCUCUCGCCACAGAACAUUGAUGGUGUCGGAAGGAUCGCCGAUACAAUGCGUCCGUAUGGUGUGCAAAUUGGUUUGUCACUUUACUUCGCUUCUCCCACAUCUGGUGUCCAAGGUCAAGCCAAUCUCACCACAUUCGAUCCUCUCGACUCCAGCGUCAUUGCUUGGUGGGGAAACGUCACAGAUCAGAUAUACGAGCGUAUUCCAGACAUGGCUGGUUACCUUGUAAAAGCCAACUCCGAAGGACAGCCGGGUCCGAUCACAUAUAACCGCACCCUUUCGCAAGGAGCAAAUCUGUUCGCGAAAGCUCUACAACCACACGGCGGCAGAGUGUUGUUCCGUGCGUUCGUCUACAACCAGUUAAACGAGAGUGACUGGAGAGCCGAUCGUGCAAAUGCUGCUGUCGAUUUCUUCAAGCCGCUGGAUGGCCAAUUCGACGACAACGUUGUUGUGCAAAUCAAGUACGGGCCGAUCGAUUUCCAAGUCAGAGAGCCUGCAUCGCCGCUGUUUGCAAACUUGUUCCAUACUAACACAGCGAUUGAGCUCGAAGUUACCCAAGAGUAUCUCGGUCAGCAGACUCAUUUGGUCUACCUUCCACCGCUUUGGGAUACGGUUCUUGGCUUUGAUAUGCGCAUUGACAAUGAGACAUCACUGGUUCGAGAUAUCAUUGCUGGUAGAACCUUCAAUCGAUCGUCAGGUGGCUAUGCUGCAGUGGUCAAUGUGGGAACAAAUCAAACUUGGCUUGGAAGUCACCUCUCCAUGUCAAACUUCUACGCUUACGGUCGACUUGCUUGGAACCCUGCUGAAGACACUACUAAGAUCCACGAGGAUUGGACGCGCUUGACAUUUGGUCUUGAUCAAAAUGUUGUCGACACCAUUACCAACAUGGCUAUUGAAUCCUGGCCAGCCUAUGAGAAUUACAGUGGUAAUCUUGGCAUUCAAACUCUGACUGACAUCUUGUACACCCACUUUGGACCUGAUCCUCAAUCGCAAGACAACAAUGGGUGGGGUCAGUGGACUCGAGCCGAUCACACCACAAUCGGCAUGGACAGAACUGUCUCCAACGGUACAGGAUAUGCUGGAACCUAUCCGCCCGAAAUCGCAGCGAUGUACGAGAACAUCGAGAUGACUCCAGACAAUCUGCUCUUAUGGUUCCACCACGUCAACUAUACCCAAAAGCUCAAGUCCGGAAAGACUGUCAUUCAACACUUUUACGAUGCCCACUAUGCCGGCGCGGACACAGCGCAGACAUUUGCUCCUCAAUGGCAGUCGCUCGAAGGCAAGAUUGACAGCCAACGCUUUGACGAACAGCUUUAUCGACUGAAGUACCAAGCUGGCCAUUCACUUGUUUGGAGAGAUGCCAUUGUCGAUUUCUACCACAACAUCUCUGGCAUCGCAGAUGAGCACGGCCGAGUUGGCAACCACCCAUACCGCAUCGAAGCCGAGGACAUGACCUUGAACGGGUACAAAACAUAUGCUGUGAGUCCAUUUGAGACGGCAUCCAACUAUCAUGCAGUCGUUACUAGCGAUAACAGUACGACUGGCUCUGUAUCAACUACUCUACAUUUUAAAUCCGGCACUUAUGAUGUCGGAGUCAAUUUCUAUGACAUGUAUGGAGGAGUCUCGAAGUACGAGAUGUUGAUCAACAACAAGACCAUUGCAACUUGGGCUGGAGACAGUGAAGACUAUCUUGGUCACACGCCUUCGAUCUACUUGGAUGGGCAUUCGGCAAGGAGAACCACCUUCACAGACAUUGCAGUGAAGGAGGGUGAUAUCCUAGAGAUUGUUGGUACACCUAAUGGCAUCGAGCCAGCUCCAUUAGACUAUGUGGUCUUUUUACCAAAGGGAGUCAUUGAUUAA